Onychostoma macrolepis is the source of this 3609-nucleotide messenger RNA. It is a transcript of the gene tbx20, whose product is annotated as T-box transcription factor 20. The transcript is spliced from 8 exons. Bases 242 to 1591 code for a protein of 449 amino acids. Gene Ontology annotation, molecular function: DNA-binding transcription factor activity, RNA polymerase II-specific; RNA polymerase II cis-regulatory region sequence-specific DNA binding. NCBI's taxonomy places the organism in Eukaryota, Metazoa, Chordata, Actinopteri, Cypriniformes, Cyprinidae. The record is from RefSeq and is a predicted model, not a curated record. Gene Ontology annotation, biological process: cell fate specification; positive regulation of DNA-templated transcription; heart looping. Gene Ontology annotation, cellular component: nucleus.
GGAGGGGCUAGUGAAAUUAAGGAGACUGCAAGUUACAAUGAAAACCUUGCUUUGCAAGAGAACUAGAGGGUGACUGGAGCGAGACACACAAUGUCCCAACCGAUUUGGAAGUAGCACACGCAUCAGCCUGUAGCCUGCAAUCUUCUUAGUCCUGACUUAAAUAACAUCUUGCAAUUUAAAGUCGUUUCGGGACUUACUCUGGACAUUCGUGCUGUUGAGAAUAGUUUUGAGCACUCGCACCAUGGAGUACACCUCUUCCCCAAAGCCUCAGCUCUCUUCUAGGGCGAAUGCUUUCUCCAUAGCCGCACUCAUGUCAAGUGGGAAAUCCAAGGAGAAGGAGUCGGAGGAAAAUACCAUCAAGCCGCUGGAACAAUUCGUGGAGAAGUCGUCGUGUCAUCCAAACCUCGCAGACCUGCCUUCGCUGGAAAGCCACGGUGACUUCAGCAGCAGCUGCAGCAGCGGCGGCGGCGGCGGCGUUCCGUUAUGUACCGAGCCGCUUAUUCCUACCAGCCCCGGCGUGCCCAGCGAGGAGAUGGCCAAGAUCUCCUGCAGCCUCGAGACGAAAGAACUGUGGGAUAAGUUCCACGAACUCGGCACGGAAAUGAUUAUCACAAAAUCUGGAAGACGAAUGUUUCCGACAAUUCGUGUAUCAUUUUCCGGAGUGGAUCCGGACGCCAAAUAUAUCGUACUAAUGGAUAUCGUUCCGGUGGACAAUAAGAGAUAUCGAUAUGCCUAUCAUAGAUCCUCGUGGCUUGUGGCGGGAAAGGCAGAUCCACCUUUACCUGCUAGGUUGUACGUGCAUCCAGAUUCGCCUUUUACAGGAGAACAGCUAUUGAAACAAAUGGUUUCUUUCGAAAAAGUGAAGCUUACAAACAACGAACUGGAUCAGCACGGACACAUCAUCCUGAACUCCAUGCACAAGUACCAACCACGAGUUCAUAUCAUCAAGAAGAAAGAUCACACAGCGUCACUUCUUAAUCUAAAGUCUGAGGAGUUUCGUACAUUUGUCUUCACUGAGACAGUUUUCACUGCGGUCACUGCUUACCAGAACCAGCUGAUAACCAAACUGAAGAUUGACAGCAACCCUUUUGCCAAAGGCUUCAGAGACUCCUCCAGACUCACGGAUAUUGAGAGUAGGGAAAGUGUUGAGAGUUUGAUCCACAAGCACUCUUACGCCCGGUCGCCCAUUCGGACUUAUGCUGGUGAUGAGGAAACCCUGGGUGAAGAUGGGCACUCGGCGCACAGCAGAGGUUCAGCAUUCACUGCAUCGGACAACCUCUCCCUCAGCUCCUGGGUCACCACCACGUCUGGCUUCUCCGGCUUUCAGCACCCUCAGUCUCUGUCUGCCAUCGGAACCAGCACAGCGUCUCUGGCCAGUCCUCUUCCUCACCCCAUCCAGGGCUCUCUACCCCCUUACAGUCGACUGGGCAUGCCUCUCACCCCGUCCGCCCUGGCCGGCUCCAUGCAGGGCAGCGGGCCGACCUUCCCCUCCUUCCACAUGCCACGCUACCACCACUAUUUCCAGCAGGGGCCCUACGCCGCCAUCCAGGGACUGCGCCAUUCUUCCACAGUCAUGACCCCGUUCGUAUGAUUCCUGCCACUUCAGCCUGAUAAGAUUUCCCAAUCACCGGCAUGCGAAGACAUACGGCACCCGUACACACAUGCUUACACAAAAGGAAAAACCACAUGUAAAUAAUAUUGACUGACACAGCAUUGACUAACGACCCGGACGUGCUGCUUCUCGCAGUUGUGCUGGAGAAAAAGUGAAUGAAAUGCCCAGCGGACGCGGAUUCUUGUAAAACAGAACUUCAAGCAUGAGUUUUUAGUGUUGAUAAGAGACUCAGAAAUUAGUCUUCAUCUGCAAAUGUGUUAAUGCUACCUUUAAAGGGACAGUUCACCCAAAAAUGAAAAUUCUGUCAUUAUUUAAUCACCCUCAUGUCAUUCCAAACCUGUAUGACUUUCUAUCUUCCGAAGAACAUAAAAGAAGAUAUUUUGAAGAAUGUUGAUAACCAAACCGUUUAGAUUCCCAUUGACUUCCAUUGUAUUUCUGGUCCAUACAAUGAAAAGCAAUGGGAACUGAAAGUGGUUACAAACAUUCUUCAAAAUAUAUAUAUAUAUAUUUUGUGUGUUCUGGAAGUCAGUGGGAAUCAACUUUCUUCAAAAUAUCUUUUUUUGCAUUCCACAAAAGGAUAGAAAUUCAUACAGGUUUGGAACAACAUAAGAGUGUGUAAAUGAUGACAGAAUGUAAUUUUUAGGUAAACUGUUUCUUUACAGAUUCAUCUCAUGCCUUUAUCGCCACCCAGAGUCAGAUGAGGGAGAAGGUAACUCACUGAAUGUAACACUGGACUACUGCUGUUUCUCAUUCCCCGUGAUCCAUCACCUCUUAAUGAUAUGAUACAGUAUCUGUGGAGCUGCCAACCACUCAGCCCUCCUGUUCAAACUGUGGACACUAGAGGGCGCUGUGCUAUUUGAAAACUGCAAUACUGGAUGGAAACAGCAUACAUGUGUACAUGCUGGACAGCCUGGUUUUAUCUUUCAGAAAAGUCAUUUUAUUGUAUUUUAUAUUUAAAGAGACGAAAUUUCAUUUAAAGAAAUGAAAAUUCUGUCGUUUACUCAUAUUGAUCUAACACUAAAAAGAUAUUUUGAAGAAUGUUGGUAACCAAACAGUAUCGGUUUCCUUUGAGUCCCGUUAUAUUUUUUUGUCCAUACAAUGGAAUUUAAAGAGAACUUGAACUGUUUGGUUACUAUUCUUCAAUAUGUGUGUUGGAACGGCAUGAGGUAAACUAUGACAAAACGUUAAUUUCUGGGUAGACUGUCCCUAAUAAUUUGUUAAUCUGUCCUCAGCGAGAAAAACUAUAAAUUAACAUAAUUUCAUUAAAAGACACAAUGAGGGUGAACUGCAAUUGAUAUGAACCAGUGGACACGUGAGGCCAUUUCUAUAAGUCAGAAAUCCAGAGUAAAAUGGACAGAUUUCUGUUUUGUAACUGGCUUAUAUUUCUUUCCAGUGCCACAAACUGAGCUUUAUCCACUCGAGGCUGCUUGUCGACAGCCAGCUUGCAGGAAGUCUACACCUGUAAAUAAUGGGCUAACUUUUAAAUAAUCGGCUUGUCUUCCCCAGGGGAACUAGGGAAAUUGGGUGAUUUGUGGCUGAAGCGUUCCUAUUUGUACAGUCACAUUGACAACCAUUCAUCAACAUCCUGUAACCAAAUCACAGAGAAACAGCGCAUGCUGUAAUAGCCAGAUGAAGAGGAACUGGUGUGUGUGUGUGUAUGUGUGUGUGUAAGUGUGAGGAACUUAAUGUUGCUGCGGUUUUUAUUUAUCCUUCAAAUUUAAACAGAACAGACAAGCAUAAAUACACAAACAGAGCCACACAAUGCUUUUCAGGGUUGAGGGUGUUUUAUUCAGAUUGAAUGUGUUGUCUAAAGUAAAACUGAUUAAAAAAAAAAAAAAUAUGUGCCCACCAUUUCAAGCCUUUGAUUUGUUAUGAACAGACUGUACAAACAGUUAUGUAGUUGCAAUAUAUUAGCAAAUGUUUUCUCUUUAUUCCUUUUUUUUUUUUUUUUUGUUUGUUUGUUUGUUUGUUUGUGUGUAUUUCUACGUUAGAUGUAU